CCAACAAUAAUUUAAUGGCUGUGACCGGACCCCCACCAUGUUCUGUUAACCGGUGACUCCAAUCAUUCCUCCCCUUUGUGGCCUCAGAAGACGAAGAAGAAGAAGAAGAAGAGUAGGUGACGAUGACGAAGCCACCACCGACGUCAAAGACGGCAGAGCUGGACGCGCCGCUCCAUGCCAUCGGCUUCGAGAUCGACGUCGUCUCCGCAACGAGGGUCAACGGCCGGCUUACCGUCACCGAGUCCUGCUGCCAGCCGUUCAAGGUGCUCCACGGAGGGGUAUCGGCGCUGAUAGCGGAGGCGCUGGCCAGCAUGGGGGCGCACGUCGCCUCCGGGUACCGGCGGGUGGCGGGCAUCCAGCUCAGCAUCAACCACCACCGCAGCGCCCGCGCCGGUGACCGCGUCUUCGCCGAGGCCACCCCUCUCCAACCCGGCAAAACCAUACAGACCCGAAGGCGAUGUUGUGGAACCCGCCACCACUGUCUCGGCCGAGAUCUGCAGGCGUUGCCUCCGUCUCCAGUCAUCGUCACGUGGGUCGGUGGGGGGCGUGCGUUGGCAGGGCGGGAAGGGGUAGUAUUGUUCGCUAUCUGGGAAGGAAGUGAACGUGGCAACAUCUUGAGCGGUAGAUAAAAGCUCCGACGUAGUGGUCCCGUGUCGAUCAGUAACGGAGGUGCCCGGACCUGCUGAAACCACCACUAAUACGCCACGGCAUCGGUGGAACCGCCUUCUCUCCAAUCACAAAGCAGGUAGGCAGUAGACGAGCCUAGUAACGUUAGGGGAAAACAAUUAACGCUAUGAAAGGUAUAAUGACGUGGUCCUCCAUCACUGGUGAACACGAGUGGGACAUGCUAUCAUCUUCCACGUAUGAUACAGCUAACAAGGAAUCAUAAACGUU
Molecule: messenger RNA, 894 nt
Organism: Musa acuminata subsp. malaccensis (wild Malaysian banana)
Lineage: Eukaryota; Viridiplantae; Streptophyta; Magnoliopsida; Zingiberales; Musaceae
Source: RefSeq, a predicted model, not a curated record